AUGGAUAAAUCGUUCUUAGACGUGGGUGGUGCGUAUGUAAACGAAUCACCAAUUCGGCAAAUGCUUGUACAUUCUUUCCUGCCAUUUUCCACAAGUGCGCUGGAUAAUGGGGACGAAAUCCGUACCGCAAUUCAAAAUCGGGACGCACAUACGCUGCCGAGCGAAAGUUAUAUCUAUAUCGAGGGUAAAAUAACGCAGCCCGAAGGAAUGAAGACAGUAAUAAGCUUAGCCCAUAACGGGUCAACGAAUUUAUUCAACGAGAUGAAAUACGAGAUAAACUCUAUCGAAGUACAAUGGGUUAAAAAACCUGGUAUAACCAGUGCGAUGAAGAGCUAUUGUUCGUAUUCGCCUGCCGACGCGAAUAUCAUGCAAAACGCUGCUUGGGAUAUCACUGGCAAUAAUGCUAAUUUCGUUAAAGACGGUUCGUUCAGCGGAUGUAUACCGUUAAAGCAUGUUUUCGGUUUUUGCGAGGACUUCAAGCGAAUACUGGUGAAUUGUAGCCAACAGCUGAUUUUGAAUAGAUCGAUGUCAGAUUUGAGUUCAUUACAUUUCGCUACCGUUGCGGGGGAGGAAAUUUCUAGCACGAAUUUAAGACUCUGGUGA
Metopolophium dirhodum (rose-grain aphid) is the source of this 603-nucleotide messenger RNA. RefSeq lists its product as uncharacterized. Lineage: Eukaryota; Metazoa; Arthropoda; Insecta; Hemiptera; Aphididae. Bases 1 to 603 code for a protein of 200 amino acids. The transcript has a single exon. The record is from RefSeq and is a predicted model, not a curated record.